This is a messenger RNA of Saccostrea echinata, 480 nucleotides long. RefSeq lists its product as uncharacterized. The transcript has 4 exons. Bases 1 to 480 code for a protein of 159 amino acids. The record is from RefSeq and is a predicted model, not a curated record. NCBI's taxonomy places the organism in Eukaryota, Metazoa, Mollusca, Bivalvia, Ostreida, Ostreidae.
AUGGGUGUAUUUAAUUGCCCUCUUGACGUCACAAGUUGGAAUCUGGCAUCACAAAGAUUACAGUGUGUUGUACCUAACUACUAUCACUGUCUUCUGAAUGAAAAUGACCACGCAACAGAGCAGUGCCUCAGCAGGGUUUGGAUUCAAAAAGAUAUGUGCCCUGAGUACAAUUCCAAGGCAGGAAGGAUCGAUGCUACAGCUUGUAUAUCUGAUGGCUGUCCAAACAAGACAUUCUGGUCCAACAAAGUCUAUGAAUUUUCAUUAUGCCUCGAUAGGACUGGAAUGACAAGCACGGUCAGUUUUCAAUCCACGGCCACUACAGAAGCCGACCUUCAAGGCUCCACCACUCUCACUAUAAUUAUUGCUGCUGUCGUAUUCAUAGUACUUCUAAUAACCAUCAUCUUAGCUGUGAUAUGUAUUGUGUUAAAGAGGAGAAAACAUGAAGGUAACUACUUUAAAAAGAAGAUCUUUUCAAAUUGA